CUGUCUUAUAUAAACUGUAGUUUUUUUAAGAAGAAAGCAGAAGGAAGCGAACUGUAUGCAAAGGUGGUGGAGCACCUUCAACUAUUGGAGAAAGAAUAUUUUUCUCUUUCUUUUGUAGAUGCUGAAAAUGUGAAGAUGGUUAAUGCAGGUAUUAUUGUGCAUUCGUUUCUACUUUUGCGUUUAGGUAAGGUGUACGAUUUUAAGUUUGAAGUCAAGUUCUACCCACCUGAUCCGACGGUUCUAAAUGAUGAUAUAGCGCGCCACCUUAUAUAUCUUCAGGUGUGUCAGGAUCUGGAUAGUGGGAAGUUAGUUUUCGUGGCUUCCCAAGCUUUACUUGGUUCCUGCAUUGCUCAAGCUGAAAUGGGUGACUAUGACUCGUCAAAGAAUUAUUCCGCGCUGGCUGAACGACAUUUAUUCACAAGAAAUGUAGCUUUGCGUUUUAGGGGGAAGACUGCGUCCGAAGCAGAAUCGUGUUUUCUGGAUAACGCCAAGCGAUUGUCUUUGUAUGGGAUCGAGUUUUUUGACGCUAAGAGCUCAAAGGAUUUCUGGGUGCGUGUCGGGAUAAGCGCGCAUGGAAUCGAUAUAUAUCGAGAACAAAUCAGACUACAUCGUUUCCUUUGGCAGAAUAUUAUCAAGAUUGCUUUUCGUUGGAAUGUUUUUGGAAUUAAAUUGCGGCCGGGAGAAUUGGAGAAAAAUAAUUAUGUGGAGUACAAGCGUUCUAAUUAUGAUGCUGCAAAACGCGUUUGGAAAUGUGCUGUUGAAAACCACACCUUUUUCAGAUUAAUUCAGCCAGACGAAAAACCUCAAAAAAAACUGUUUCGUUGGGGAUCAGCUAGGUUUCGUUAUCAGGGUCGUACGCAGUUCCAGUCUAAAAUGGCUUCUCAAAUGUUUGACCAUUCAUCUGCAACACUGCCUAGAGAUCAGAGUUUAAAUCUUCCUCUUCAAGGAGACAGUGGUUAUUAUGACUUUGACGAGCUAUUAAUUCUUCAUGUUAAAUUAUCUUACUCUUUUUUUAGGAGAACUACAAAAACACAGCAAGCAAAACAUACAAUACAGAAACAGACGUACCAAACGUAUACAGCACCUAAUGAAGAUGGAGAAGUGGGCAUUCAAACAGUUGAAGCUUCGCAACAGCUAAUAACACCUCUUGGUGAGGCAGCGGUUGUGAAUGGGACAGCACCAAUUAUUGAAACUCGGAGCCAUGUUGUUUCAUAUGAGUCUACCGACCCAAUAAUAGAUGAUAGCUACAAAAUGUCGGAUUUACCCGGCGAAUUGGUGUCCAGUAGAACAAUAACUUCUGGCAAUCGCACAUUUGAGACCAUUACGUAUAAAACAGAGAAAAAUGGUAUUAUUGAGACACACGUUGAGCACCGGGUGACAAUUCAUUCGAAGGGCGACAUUGAUCACGACGCCGAGCUUUGUCAAGCCAUUCUUGAGGCUACGGAUAUGAAUCCUGACAUGACAGUGGAAAAGAUUGAAGUUCGACAAGAGUCGCAAAGUUAA
Molecule: messenger RNA, 1503 nt
Organism: Enterobius vermicularis (human pinworm)
Lineage: Eukaryota; Metazoa; Nematoda; Chromadorea; Rhabditida; Oxyuridae
Source: the annotation of a GenBank genome assembly